UAUGCCAAUAAUUGUGGUGACGGGGCGCACAAAUUAUAUUAUCUCUUCCUACAUGACUCCGCCGGGCGAUGCGCACGCGAUUAAGAAAAGAGAGACUAAAACAAAAGAAAACGAAACGGAAUAUGAUUACGAUAGCCUCUUAGACGAGUAUUAUGAACAGGAGAAAAACGAAUCUCGGUCAAAAGAUACGUAUCAGAUAAAGAAAACAGUUCUGUCAGACUACGGUGCGAUCAAUAUGGUGAAAACAAUAUUACUACUGAGAACCGAAACUGAAAACUGCACGCAAAAUGUGAAGGGAAUCGGGUUCCAUGCGAUUAAAUGUCUAAUACACGAUUACAAUAACGAACGUCAAUUAACUAAAGACAUAUCCGCGAGAAUGUGGAAGAUUAUACAGAUAUGGUUCCUGGUUUAUCUGGCUAUCGCUGUUCCUGUUUGGUGUACAAGAGGUUGGUGUUGCUGUUGUUUGCGUUGCAAGUUCUUUAAGCCCCAGCAAACUAUCGAGGAAGCGAAGAAGUAUGUAGUCAUGUACCCACCAGGAGUGUUCAAAAAGAAGAACGGGGAGCUUAUCAUGUACGAUCCUAGUCCACGCGAGAAAGAAUGUUAUGAAGAGUUUAAACAUUUUAUAAAGACUUUGUAGUUAUUUUAGGGCUUUUUACUGGCAUAUCUGAAGAUACAGACUUAUUUUAAAGCCAUUUUAAAUUUUGCUUUUAUUGCGUUUUAUUUAAGACCCCUAAAUAGGGCUUUCUUGAGGCCCUCGACGUUAAAACUUUGAGGUCUCUAUAAAAACGGUUGAGUGUGAGUGAAAUAAAUUCUCAAGAAAGUUUUAUUUAGGGGUGAAAAUAG
Molecule: messenger RNA, 843 nt
Organism: Trichoplusia ni (cabbage looper)
Lineage: Eukaryota; Metazoa; Arthropoda; Insecta; Lepidoptera; Noctuidae
Exons: 4
Coding region: 2-637 (211 amino acids)
Source: RefSeq, a predicted model, not a curated record